Molecule: messenger RNA, 1794 nt
Organism: Cordyceps militaris CM01
Lineage: Eukaryota; Fungi; Ascomycota; Sordariomycetes; Hypocreales; Cordycipitaceae
Product: Major facilitator superfamily transporter
Exons: 3
Coding region: 1-1794 (597 amino acids)
Biological process (GO): xenobiotic detoxification by transmembrane export across the plasma membrane
Molecular function (GO): fluconazole transmembrane transporter activity
Source: RefSeq, a predicted model, not a curated record
AUGGCCGACAUCAUCCGCGAUGCCGCCAUCGGCCAGUUCAUCCGUUUCGUCACUGGCAACCGCUACCUCCAGUACCCGGAAGAGAAGCCCGACUUCCAGCUGCCCGAAGCCUACGCCAACAUCCUGCACGGCGACACCGCCGCCGCCCGGCGCAAAUCAGCGACGGCCCAGUCCGCCACGACUCUCGAGGAGGAUGCCGGCAGCGACGACAACGGCGACGACACCUCCACCGUCGCCGCCGCCGCCGCCCCGGCGCCUCUAGCCCACAUCCCGUCGCACCGCUCCGGCAUCAACCACAUCACGUCGGCGGCGCUCGAGGCCGACGAGCUGCACCACGUCGAGAAGACGCGGUCCAUCCCGAUUGCGCCGCGGCAGACCAAGGACGGCGCCAUCCUCGUCGACUGGUACUACACCGACGACCAGGCGGACCCGCACAACUGGUCCGACGGCAAGCGCAACGCCAUCGCCCUCGUCAUCUGCCUCUACACCUUUGUCGUCUACACCACGUCGGCCAUCUACACGGCCUCGACCGCCGGCGUCAUGGCCGAGUUCCGCGUCGGCAGCCUCGAGGCCUCGCUCGGCCUCGCCCUCUACGUCCUCGGCUACGGCGUCGGCCCGCUCCUCUUCUCGCCCCUCAGCGAGAUCCCCCGCAUCGGCCGCAACCCCGUCUACAUCGCCACCAUGUUCCUCUUCGUCGUCAUCUCCAUCCCCACCGCCCUCGUGCAUAGCUUCGCCGGCCUCAUGGUCCUGCGCUUCCUCCAGGGCUUCUUUGGCUCCCCGUGUCUGGCCUCCGGCGGCGCCUCGCUCGGCGACAUGUACAGCUUGAUGGCCAUUCCCUAUGCCAUGAUGGCUUGGGUCUCGGCUGCCUACUGUGGACCUGCUCUGGGUCCGCUGCUCAGCGGAUACGCCGUACCGGUCAUGGGUUGGCGCUGGUCCCUGUACGAGUCCAUCUGGGCCUCGGCUCCCAUCUUCGUCCUCAUGCUUCUGUUACUCCCUGAGACAAGCAGCGCAACCAUCUUGCUUCAGCGCGCCCAGCGCCUUCGCAAGGUUACCGGUGACGCCCGCUUCAUGUCCCAGAGCGAAAUUGAUCAGCGUAGCCAGAAGAUGACUACCGUCUUCCUCCAGGCACUCAUCAAACCCCUCGAGAUUACCCUCAAGGAUCCCGCUGUUUUGUUUGUCCAGAUCUACAGCGCCAUCAUCUAUGGCAUUUACUACUCCUUCUUCGAGGUUUUCCCUCUGGUCUACCCUGUCUAUUAUCACAUGAGCCUUGGCCAGAUCGGUCUCGUCUUCUUGUGUAUCUUGAUCUCGUGCCUCAUCGGUGUUGUGGGCUACUUCUGCUACUUGUACUUUUACCUGACUCCACGCAUCGUCAAGUACGGUUUCGGUGCUCAGGAGGAGCGUCUGAUUCCUGCUCUCGGUGCCGCUUUUGGCCCAACCAUUGGCCUCUUCCUCUUUGCCUGGACUGCGCGCGCGUCAAUCCACUGGAUCGUGCCGACAAUCGGCAUCACCAUCUACGGCGCGACUGUCUUCGUCGUCAUGCAAUGUAUCUUUGUGUACAUUCCUCUCAGCUAUCCCAUGUACGCAGCUAGUUUGUUUGCAGCCAAUGACUUCUUCCGCAGCGCUCUAGCCUGUGGCAGUGUCUUGUUUGCUCACCCUCUCUUUGGCAAUCUGGGAGUUGCCCGGGGCACUAGCCUCCUCGGCGGCCUCAGUGUCAUUGGCAUCAUUGGCAUCUGGCUUCUGUACUUUUUCGGUGCCAAACUACGCUCCAUGAGCAAGUUUGCACUUGCCGACUAG